Molecule: messenger RNA, 952 nt
Organism: Pyrus x bretschneideri (Chinese white pear)
Lineage: Eukaryota; Viridiplantae; Streptophyta; Magnoliopsida; Rosales; Rosaceae
Exons: 6
Coding region: 180-767 (195 amino acids)
Cellular component (GO): cytoplasm
Molecular function (GO): protein phosphatase inhibitor activity
Source: RefSeq, a predicted model, not a curated record
AGAGUGCCACUCGCUCUUACCCGCUCUUAAGAUUCGAGACAAUGUGCCGCGUACAGCGUAUUCUCUAGGCUUGCCUUCUUCUCCGGAGAGCCUCUGCUGCUGCUGCUUCCGCGAUCGGAUCCGAUCCUUGAUUAGGAGUCUUUUGUUUUUGCAGUUGUCGCCAGCACCCUGAGCAAAAUAUGUCCGGUACAAACAUGGAUGAGGUUAAGGAGCAAGAGGUUGCUGAUAGCACUCCUAUGGAUCUAGGUGAUGGUGACAAUACCGGGGAAGACCAAAAAGCUUCAAAUGAAAAUCAUGGAAAUCCCAUGCCUUCAGCCCAACAGGAGGAGGCAGCAAUUAAGAAAAAGUAUGGAGGCAUACUACCAAAGAAGACUCCCCUAAUAUCCAAGGUAAUUGUUGGUCUUGUAUCCUUUUUUUCUUCUUAUCUCCCCACUGUCCGAUGUUGCUAUUCUAGUUUUUGCUUUAUCAAGAUAAAAGUUACAAACAAACAAGUUCAAAUUUUAUGUCAGGACCAUGAGCGCGCUUAUUUUGAUUCUGCUGAUUGGGCAUUGGGAAAGCAAGGAGCAAAGCCAAAAGGGCCACUUGAAGCACUCCGCCCAAAGCUGCAGCCCACACCACACCAGCAGGGGCGUUCAAGGCGCUCAGCUUAUUCUCGUGGAGGCGAAGGUGAUGAUGGCGGAAAUAUGAACAUUUCCUCGGAGGAUCAACUAGAUAGUGGCAGCGGUAACAACACUGGCUAUGAGGAUCAGACCCACCACCACGAGUAGCUGCUGCCUGCUGCAUUUUCGCAAAUUAGAAGCUGAGCAUUCUGUCAUUACUAAAGUACCAGAGCGAAUAACGUGAACAAUGCCAGAUUUUUGUACUGGUUGUAACGUGUAACAUGAAUCGUUUACACACUGAUGAACACAUGACAUUCAUUUACUUAAAAAUUGCAUGUUUGACAUAUACAUUA